AUGAAUGGUGGCGGGUCGAGGAUUGAAGUCGUAGAAUUGGUGACCGCAGAAAUCAACAUUAGGCAAAGAUAUGCAGGCUACUCUAGUAAAGAUCUUAAAGGAUAUGAUGAUGUUUAUUCUGAAAAGCAAAAUGUCUAA
This is a messenger RNA of Funneliformis mosseae, 138 nucleotides long. The record is from the annotation of a GenBank genome assembly. NCBI's taxonomy places the organism in Eukaryota, Fungi, Glomeromycota, Glomeromycetes, Glomerales, Glomeraceae.